Messenger RNA from Aureobasidium uvarum, 282 nucleotides. NCBI's taxonomy places the organism in Eukaryota, Fungi, Ascomycota, Dothideomycetes, Dothideales, Saccotheciaceae. The record is from the annotation of a GenBank genome assembly.
AUGCUGAUCUCGUCUCCCACAGGCUACAUUGGCGAGUUCGAGGAGGUCGACGACCACCGCAACGGCAAGAUUGUUGUCCAGCUUAACGGCCGCCUCAACAAGACCGGUGUCAUCUCUCCCCGCUACAACGUCCAGCUCCGCGACAUGGAGAAGUGGGUUGUCAAGCUCCUUCCCUCGCGUCAGUUCGGUUACAUUGUCCUGACCACCUCUGCCGGUAUCAUGGACCACGAGGAAGCCCGCCGCAAGCACGUUGCCGGCAAGAUCAUCGGUUUCUUCUACUAG